UGCACGCCCGUCCUCCGGCUGAAGAAGCGCGGCGCUUUCCUCUGCCCUAAUCUGCCUGGGUCCACCUCUUCCUUCUUCCCGCCCCUUUGCUAUCCGCACCGCCGGGACGCUCGUCGGCUUCUUCUGCUUUUGCCACACCAGCAUGCAGGUUUUCCAGUACCCCGAGGUGUUUCGCGACGAAACCUCCGUAGAUGACUAUCAUGGCUGCAAGAUAUGUGAUCCUUAUAAUUGGCUUGAAGAUCCUGACAGUGAACAAACAAAAGCAUUUGUAGAAGCCCAAAAUAAAAUAACAGUGCCCUUCCUUGAACAAUGCAGUGUCCGGGGGCUAUUUAAAGAGCAAAUGACUGAACUAUAUGACUAUCCCAAGUAUAGUUGCCAUUUCAAGAAAGGGAAAAGGUAUUUUCACUUUUAUAACUCUGGACUUCAGAACCAACGAGUAUUAUAUGUGCAAGAUUCUUUGGAUGCUGAUAGCAGAGUAUUUCUUGAUCCUAAUAAGCUUUCAGAUGAUGGCACUGUGGCUUUACGAGGUUUUGCAUUCAGUGAAGAUGGUGAAUAUUUUGCAUAUGGCUUGAGUUCCAGUGGAUCAGACUGGGUAACGAUUAAAUUUAUGAAGGUGGACAGUGCUGAAGAACUUCCAGAUACAUUGGAAAUGGUAAAAUUCAGUUGCAUGGCUUGGACGCACGAUGGCAGAGGCAUGUUCUACAAUUCCUAUCCCAAAAGCGAUGGCAAAAGUGAUGGCACUGAAACAUCAACCAAUUUGCACCAGAAACUAUACUAUCAUGUCCUGGGAACUGACCAGUCAAAAGAUGUUUUAUGUGCUGAAUUUCCUCAUGAGCCAAAAUGGAUGGGUGGAGUUGAGGUAUCUGAUGAUGGGCAAUAUGCUUUGCUUUCUAUCCGGGAGGGAUGCGAUCCAGUGAACAGAUUGUGGUACUGUAAACUACAGAAGGAAUCAAAAAAUAUAACAGGUCUUUUGCAAUGGGUGAAACUGAUAGACAACUUUGAUGCCGAAUAUGAGUACGUCACCAAUGAGGGAACAACCUUCACCUUCAAGACAAACCGUCAUGCUCCAAACUAUCGAUUAAUUAACAUUGAUUUUGUUGAACCUGAGGAAUCCAAAUGGAAAGUCCUGAUUCCUGAGCAUGGAAAAGAUGUUCUAGAAUGGGUGGCGUGUGUUAGAUCCAACUUCUUAGUCUUGUGUUACCUACAUGAUGUGAAGAAUGUCCUGCAACUUCAUGACCUGGCAACUGGUGCCCAUCUCAAAACACUUCCAUUAGAUGUUGGCAGCAUUGUUGGAUAUAGUGGACAAAAGAAGGAUAGUGAAAUAUUUUAUCAAUUUACUUCCUUCUUAUCACCAGGUAUUAUUUAUCAUUGUGAUCUGACUAAAGAAGAAUUAGAGCCAAGAGUUUUCCGAGAAAUUAGUGUAAAAGGAUUUGAUCCUUCAGCUUAUCAAACUGUGCAGGUCUUUUAUCCAAGCAAAGAUGGUACCAAGAUACCAAUGUUUAUUAUCCACAAAAAAGGAAUCAAAUUGGAUGGGUCUCAUCCUGCCUUCCUUUAUGGUUACGGUGGCUUCAACAUAUCUAUCACACCAAGCUAUAGUGUAUCAAGGCUUAUUUUUAUAAGGCACCUAGGCGGUAUUCUAGCCGUGGCUAAUAUCAGGGGAGGUGGUGAAUAUGGCGAGACCUGGCACAAAGGUGGAAUCUUGGCCAAUAAACAAAACUGCUUUGAUGACUUCCAGUCUGCAGCUGAGUAUCUUGCCCAAGAGGGAUAUACAUCUCCAAAAAGGCUGACUAUUAAUGGAGGUUCAAAUGGAGGCCUCUUAGUUGCUGCCUGUGCUAACCAGCGCCCAGAUCUAUUUGCCUGUGUGAUUGCUCAGGUUGGAGUGAUGGACAUGCUAAAAUUCCACAAAUUCACCAUUGGUCAUGCAUGGACUACAGAUUUUGGCUGCUCGGAUUAUAAAGAACAGUUUGAUUGGCUGCUCAAAUACUCUCCUCUUCACAAUAUCAAAAUACCAGAAGGUGAUGGAGUCCAAUAUCCUGCAAUCCUACUUCUUACGGCUGAUCAUGAUGACCGAGUGGUGCCUCUUCACUCCUUGAAGUUCAUUGCUUCUCUGCAAUAUAUUGUAGGCCGAAGCCCCAAACAAACCAAUCCGUUACUAAUUCAUGUUGACACCAAAGCUGGUCAUGGCGCAGGCAAGCCAACAGCCAAAGUUAUAGAGGAAGCAUCUGACAUGUAUGCCUUUAUAGCAAGAUGCCUAAAUCUUGGAUGGAUAGAAUAGAUCAGGGGUGUCAAACUCAUCAUUGCAGCAUCAUGUGACAUAUCGGGACUUUUUUCCCCUUCACUAAACCAGGCGUGGGCAUGGCACAUCCAGCCCAUGGGCCGGGAGUUUGACAGCCCUGGAAUAGAUCAUAACAAGGGCUUUAACAACAUUUUAAAACAAACACUACACUUGGUGUAGUACUUACAUUUAAGGACUGCCACUCCCGGCUUCCCGUGAUCUUGAUACCCCCAUUCUGCUUCUGUUUGGUGUUUACUUUGCCUCCUCAUUUUAGUUUCAGUCAUACAUUUUAAAUAGCAUGUUCUGAUAAAUAGACAGAUUGCGGAUGAUGCUGUUAUGUGGAUUCUUAAAGAGUCAAAAUGUUGGUGAUGAAUAUUCAUACACAAUGGUUUUAAUGUAUUUUUUCUCCUUGUCAACAUAUCUGGCUCACUUGUAAUUAAAUGUAAGUACUGUUCCAGUA
Molecule: messenger RNA, 2735 nt
Organism: Pseudonaja textilis
Lineage: Eukaryota; Metazoa; Chordata; Lepidosauria; Squamata; Elapidae
Gene: PREP
Product: prolyl endopeptidase
Biological process (GO): proteolysis
Cellular component (GO): cytosol
Molecular function (GO): oligopeptidase activity; serine-type endopeptidase activity
Source: RefSeq, a predicted model, not a curated record